AUUACAGACCAAAAAGUUUCUCAAUAUAAUUCGAUAUUCAGAAGAGACCGAUACCAGAUAAUUUGAAACAUUUAUAAUAAUAUAUGAAUAAUUUUCUGCAACCUCACGUAUAGUACAGUAUUAUAUUUGUUGAAAGUUCAGAAAAUGAAUCUGAAACGCAGAACAAAGGGAAUCUUGCUAGCGUUCCCAGCUGUAGUAAUUUUAAUUCUCCUUCAACGUAAGAAGCAUUCUACUACAUUCCAAUAUGAUGUAAAGACCAACAAGAUAUCGCCAACAGUGAAAAUAAAACAGACCAAAUUUGUACAUGAUAUCAGCACUACUACCCAUGCAUACGACUGGAAUGCAGCCCCUCAACGAUUUUCGAAAAGAAAACUUCAUUUGGACAAUGCUUGUAAACGAAGACUGAAUAAGCCUUUGAGGUUGAAAUGGAAGAAAAAUCAAGCUUUUAUAGCGAACUAUGAGCGCCGUAUGCUAGUUUGUGCGUCUCACAAAGCUGGAAGUAGUACAUGGCAUUGGAUGAUUUGGGCAACAAAUAUAAAACAGAAGGGCCUGGAUCCAUAUAAAGAAUCAUAUGGUCGCGACGCAGCACUGGGAAACUAUAAGAUCGUUGGUAAGCUUUCGGAGACCCAAGGAAACAAACUAAUUACUCACGUGAAGGGAGACGAUAAUUUUUUCAAUCCAUCUCCAAAGAAUUCAAGCUUCAGAAUUAUAUUGACUAGGCAUCCUUUUGGACGAUUAAUUUCUGCAUGGAAUCAAAAAUUUCUUAAAACAUCAAACUAUUGGACAACUUUAUUGAAGACUUAUAAAGUUAUGUUAAAUUACAAGAAGGACAUCGUAAAGGAUCACGCGAUGUCAUUUAAGGAUCUUGCAACUUAUAUCGCAAAUAUUCACGGCAACGGACGAUAUUUCGACAUGCAUUUUCAUCCAAUAUCGAAAAUAUGUGAACUAUGUGAAUAUGACUAUACCUAUAUCCUGAAAGCAGAAAGCGUUGAUCAAGACGAGCCAUGGUUGAUGAAACGACUCAAUUUAACAGACGUUACAAUCAGAAAGAGAAACAUGGCAAUUGGUGGAAGCUUGAUUAAUAAUAAUCCCAAGGUAAACAUUAAAAAAUACAUGUCAAUGUUACCACCGACAGUUGUUCAGAAGUUGUACAAAUUAUACGAAGCUGAUUUCGAUUAUUUCGGAUAUACUUUCAACUUGACAACCCUAGAAGCUGGAGGAUUUGAAUGAAAUAUAUAUUUAUAAUCAAUACUAGUCAUAAUUUUGCACAUUUGCUCAUUGUAAAAACGUGCGGGUAGAACUUGCAUUUUUUGUCAUCUGGUGGUCAGGCUGUUUUUUACGCAGACGACAGUAUCCCUGUUCGAAAUACAAUCACUUUAUUUUUAUUAAUCUACUCUGACUUUGAGUAUUCUAAUCCAUAGAAGUUAUUGAAACAGAACGUCAAGUUUAAUUGCCACAAGGAUUGAAAUUACUGAAAGACUGUCGUAAUUUAAAAACUGAAAACUAAACGUUGUAGGAGCUCUGAAAAGCACCAGCAUAUAUGUAACUGUUCUCAAUAUUUUAAAAAUAGCUUACAUGCAGAUUGUUUGAAGGAAUAAAUAUUUUUCCGAAAUAGA
Messenger RNA from Styela clava, 1616 nucleotides. Its product is annotated as carbohydrate sulfotransferase 10-like. Gene Ontology annotation, molecular function: sulfotransferase activity. Lineage: Eukaryota; Metazoa; Chordata; Ascidiacea; Stolidobranchia; Styelidae. The record is from RefSeq and is a predicted model, not a curated record. Gene Ontology annotation, cellular component: membrane. Gene Ontology annotation, biological process: carbohydrate biosynthetic process.